This is a messenger RNA of Postia placenta MAD-698-R-SB12, 2255 nucleotides long. RefSeq lists its product as hypothetical. The coding region runs from base 121 to 2061 and encodes 646 amino acids. The transcript is spliced from 9 exons. Gene Ontology annotation, biological process: actin filament network formation; actin filament bundle assembly. The record is from RefSeq and is a predicted model, not a curated record. Gene Ontology annotation, molecular function: calcium ion binding; actin filament binding. NCBI's taxonomy places the organism in Eukaryota, Fungi, Basidiomycota, Agaricomycetes, Polyporales, Adustoporiaceae. Gene Ontology annotation, cellular component: cytoplasm; actin filament; actin filament bundle.
GUGUUUUGUGCUUGAAAGAAUCAACGCAGUCGACUGCGGGCCCGGGCGCGCAGCUAUUGGCAACAUAUAUAACAGGUAUCUCGACGUCACCACUUUCACUCCAACACUCUCCCAUACACCAUGGACGCCCUGCGAUUGCGCAAGAAAUUUCCCGAAGUCUCUCAAGAUGAGAUGUUUGACUUCAUCAGCCGCUUCAACGCGCUUCACACAGACACUCCGGGUCGCGUCGACAAGGCGAGCGUGCUGCAGGCGCUGCAAGCCAAUGGAGAGUCCUAUGACCGCGUGCGAGAGACGUUGAAGCAUGUUAGUGUGGAUGCGAGUGGGAAGGUCGAACUGGAGGACUGGGUGGAGCUGAAUGUGAAGCUGAAGACGGAGGCACCCGCGCUGGCGUCACACAAGGGUAAGGUCACCGUGCAAGGGUCCAAUGCGAACGUCAGCCAUACGAUCAAUGAAGAUGAGCGGGCCGAGUUCACAAAUCACAUCAACUCGGUCCUCGAGAACGACUCGGAUGUUGGUUCCCGUCUUCCUAUCCCCACAAAUACGAUGCAACUCUUCGAUGAGUGUCGUGAUGGCUUGAUCCUGUGCAAGCUCAUCAACGACUCUGUUCCCGAGACGAUCGACCCGCGUGUGCUCAACAAGCCCACCGCCCGCAAACCUUUGAAUGCGUUCCAGAUGACCGAGAACAACAACAUUGUUAUCACGUCUGCUAAAGCCAUCGGAUGCUCCGUAGUGAACAUCGGUCCGACGGACAUCGCGGAGGGCCGUGAGCAUCUUAUUCUCGGGCUGAUCUGGCAGGUCAUUCGCCGUGGUCUGCUUGCGCAAGUCGACAUCAAGAUCCACCCGGAGCUAUACCGCCUGUGCGAGGACGGCGAGACAAUCGAGGACCUGCUCCGGCUCACGCCCGACCAGAUUCUGUUGCGAUGGUUCAACUAUCAUCUAAAGCAGGCCGGAUGGAAGCGCAGAGUGAACAACUUCAGCCGGGAUGUUUCUGAUGCAGAGAACUACACGGUGCUACUGAACCAGCUCAAGCCGGAACAGUGUUCGCUUGCGCCAUUGCAGACGCGCGAUGUGCGACAGCGUGCAGAGCAGGUCCUGCAAAACGCGGAUGCCAUCGGGUGCAGAAAGUACCUGGCAGUAUCCUCUCUUGUGUCCGGGAAUCCACGUCUGAACCUUGCGUUCGUCGCUAACUUGUUCAACAACCACCCGGGCCUCGCGCCGCUGGACGAACAGGAGGCGAAGGACUACGGCGUGGUAGAGGACUUCGAUGCAGAGGGCGAGCGCGAGGCACGCGUCUUCACGCUCUGGCUCAAUUCGCUUGGCGUCGAGCCAGGCGUGUUCAACCUGUUCGAGAACCUCAAGGAUGGUUUGGUCAUUCUCCAGGCGUUCGACAAGAUCUCGCCUGGGAGCGUCGUCUGGCGGCGUGUGAGCAAGCCGAAAGCAGGGGCAGAGGCACCGACAAACUACGCGACUGCGGAGGGAGAAGAGGAGGAGGAUAUCGGUGUGACGCCGAACCAGUCCAAGCUUUCGCGCUUCAAGCAGGUGGAGAACUGCAACUAUUCCAUUGACCUCGCGAAGCAGAGCGGGAUGCACAUGGUAGGCAUCCAAGGCGCUGAUAUCACCGACGGCACGAAGACUCUUGUCCUUGGUCUGGUUUGGCAACUUAUGCGAAUGAGCAUCACAAAGACCCUCACAGCUAUUUCUGGCAAAGGUCGUCCGAUCAGCGAUACGGAGAUCUUGAAAUGGGCGAACACGACAGCACAGAAGGCGAAGCCGGGCGUCAAGCCAAUACGGUCGUUCAAGGACCCGUCGCUCACCACGGGACUCUUCUUCCUCGACCUGCUCGAGGCGCUGCGCCCCGGAAUUGUCGAUCCUACGUUGGUCAUUCAGGUCAGUGAUGCCGGACCGUAUGAGGACAGGAGACAGAACGCGAAACUGGCCAUUUCCAUUGCAAGAAAAAUGAACGCACUCAUCUUCCUUGUUCCUGAAGAUAUUGUUGACAUCCGCCCACGCCUGAUCAUGACCUUCGUCGGCAGUCUGAUGGCGAUUGGCAGCCAACAAUGAAGAUUCAAGACCUGACUUAUUUCCUGAUGUAUCCGGAGCCACGCUAUAUGAGUGUGCUCACAGCUUCUCGGACAGCUCGAAGAUGUAUCGAAAAUUCUGCGUUGUAAUAUUGUGUCGGGAAAGGAAGCCAAUGUUCUUAGUAUCCAGCGGACGUGUAGUACCGUAAAGCAAUAUGAAUUGAAGAUGAGUAUGCA